AUGGAGGGGGUGGAAAUGAGAGAUGAUGAGGGGGAUGGGGGGGGAGAUGGGGGUGGGUGGGUGGGGAAGGUGAAUGGUGGAUGGGGUAAUGUGAUGGGAAUGGGGAGGAAUGGGGGGAUAGGGGGAUGGGGGGGGGGGAGUUAUGAAGGGGGGGAUAAAGGAGGGAGGAUGGAGAGGUGGGGUAAGAGGGUGGAGGAGGGAAUGGGAUGGGGUGGGGGGGGGGAGGGGGGAUGGAUGGGUUGGGGGUAG
This is a messenger RNA of Knipowitschia caucasica, 249 nucleotides long. The record is from the annotation of a GenBank genome assembly. NCBI's taxonomy places the organism in Eukaryota, Metazoa, Chordata, Actinopteri, Gobiiformes, Gobiidae.